AAUAACGAAAUGGUGGAACUACAGAGGAUACGAAUGAAAGAUGAAAUUCGAGAGUACAAGUUUCGAGAGGCAAGACUCCUACAGGACUACACUGAACUUGAAGAAGAAAAUAUCACUUUACAGAAACUGGUGUCCACACUGAAACAGAAUCAAGUUGAAUAUGAAGGCUUAAAGCAUGAGAUUAAAAGAUUUGAGGAGGAGACAGUGUUGCUUAAUAGUCAGCUAGAAGAUGCCAUCCGGCUGAAAGAGAUUGCUGAGCACCAGCUGGAGGAAGCUCUGGAAACUUUAAAAAACGAAAGAGAGCAAAAGAACAAUCUGAGGAAGGAACUCUCCCAGUAUAUCAACGUCAAUGAUAGUAUGUAUAACAACCAUAUUAAUAUAUCAGUAGAUGGAUUGAAGUUUACGGAGGAUGGGGGUGAGCCCAACAAUGAUGACAAAAUGAACGGACAUAUCCACGGGCCUCUUGUGAAACUCAAUGGUGACUAUCGAACUCCCACAGGAAGGAAAGGAGAAUCUCUGCACCCCGUCUCUGACCUCUUCAGUGAGCUCAACAUAUCAGAAAUACAGAAACUGAAGCAGCAGCUCAUGCAGGUGGAAAGAGAGAAGGCCAUUCUCCUGGCCAACCUGCAGGAGUCCCAGACGCAGCUGGAGCACACCAAGGGAGCCCUGACUGAGCAACACGAGCGAGUCCACAGGCUCACGGAGCACGUCAAUGCCAUGAGGGGGCUGCAGAGCAACAAGGAGCUGAAAGCUGAGCUUGACUGUGAGAAGGGCCGAGACCCCAGCCAGGAAGCACACGACUAUGAAGUGGACAUCAAUGGUUUGGAGAUCUUAGAAUGUAAAUACAAAGUAGCUGUUACUGAGGUGAUAGACCUUAAAGCAGAAAUCAAAGCCUUAAAGGAGAAAUAUAAUAAAUACGUGGAAAACUACACUGAAGAGAAGGCCAAGUAUGAGAGCAGAAUCCAGACAUACGACGAGCAGGUGACAAACCUGGAGAAGUCGACCAAGGAAAGCCAAGAAAAAAUGGUACACAUGGAAAAGGAGUUGCAAAGGAUGACAAGCAUAGCAAAUGAAAACCAUAAUACCCUCAACACCGCCCAGGACGAGCUGGUGACGUUUAGUGAGGAGCUGGCUCAACUCUACCAUCACGUCUGCCUGUGCAACAAUGAGACACCAAACAGGGUCAUGUUGGACUAUUACAGGCAAAGCAGAGUCACCCGCAGCGGGAGCCUGAAAGGACCAGAUGACCCUCGAGGUCUCCUUUCCCCACGGCUCGCCAGAAGAGGGGUGGCUUCACCUGUAGAAGCCAGGACCCCAACCGAGCAGGUGACAAAAGAGACCCCAGAGCCUGGCAAGGAACAGAGCCCAACAAAAACGCCUACCAUUUCUCCUGUCAUUACAGCCCCUCCUUCCUCCCCUGUCUCUGAUACCAGUGACAUCCGCAAAGAGCCGAUGAACAUCUACAACCUCAAUGCCAUCAUAAGGGACCAAAUCAAGCACUUGCAGAAGGCUGUCGAUCGGUCGCUGCAGCUGUCGCGCCAGCGUGCUGCAGCUCGGGAGCUGGCGCCCAUGAUCGAUAAAGACAAGGAGGCCUUAAUGGAAGAGAUACUGAAACUGAAAUCACUCCUGAGUACAAAGCGGGAGCAGAUUGCAACCCUGAGAGCAGUGCUGAAAGCCAACAAGCAGACAGCUGAAGUGGCACUAGCUAAUUUGAAGAAUAAAUAUGAAAAUGAAAAAGCAAUGGUGACUGAAACCAUGACCAAACUAAGGAAUGAAUUAAAGGCUUUGAAGGAAGAUGCAGCAACCUUCUCAUCCUUGAGAGCAAUGUUUGCCACCAGGUAA
Pterocles gutturalis (yellow-throated sandgrouse) is the source of this 1842-nucleotide messenger RNA. RefSeq names its product bicaudal D homolog 1 (Drosophila) (gene BICD1). The transcript has 4 exons. NCBI's taxonomy places the organism in Eukaryota, Metazoa, Chordata, Aves, Pterocliformes, Pteroclidae. Gene Ontology annotation, molecular function: dynein intermediate chain binding; cytoskeletal adaptor activity; dynactin binding. Gene Ontology annotation, biological process: protein localization to organelle; positive regulation of receptor-mediated endocytosis; microtubule anchoring at microtubule organizing center. Gene Ontology annotation, cellular component: Golgi apparatus; cytosol. The annotation marks the transcript as partial. The record is from RefSeq and is a predicted model, not a curated record.